AGUGCCACCACUGAGUGCCAUUCCGUGCAGCGUGUCUUGGGGAAAAACCAACUUAAUUUAUUUAGGAUCUGUGUAAAGAUAGACUUCCCCCGAAUAUCGAGCACAAGUACUUACAUCUUAUCGCAGGGAGAUUGUGUACACCCGAGUAGUUUAUUGCAAGACAGUCACGAUGAAGAAAGUGCUAUUAACGAAAUCCCAGCUCAUCCAGCCAGUCGUCGCAGUCGGAUCGGAUCUUCUGCCGUCCAAGCAACCAGCUCCAGUUCGUGUUAUUUCAAUGCCUGCCCAACUGGGGACCACCACGUACAAUCAGAGGAAGUCCUUCCAGCCUGUUUACGAGGAUAUUUUCAAAUUACUCAUGCGCAUUCCUGAUAAAGCUCUCACCCAACGGGUGAUCGACGCGAUUAAUGGGCGUAAUAGUAGUGAUAAGGCCGCUAUCUCCCAUCAAGGUAAACAAUGUUCUUGUGGGGCCCAAAAAGUUAAUGCUUCUACGCAGACGGAAACUGAACCCGAUCCUAGGACUAUAAAAUCCCAGGAAAAGCCAGCCAUAAAGAAUGAAUUAUUAGAAUCAAUCAAUCAAUCUACAAAUAGCCACAUGGCCAGUCCAACUUCCACUGGACCCGAAACACCUAUACCAACUGGAAAAGUUCCUAAAAAGCGGGGGAGAAAGCGAAACACAUGUGUGCCAAAGGUGGUCAAGAGAUCGGCAGCUGAAAUGGCGCUCCAGGAGCGAGAGGAAAAGCAACUGACGCCCGUGGUCACCAAGAAGAAAAAACAGGAGGUUGUGGACACCGCAAAUUCAGGGGAAUUUAGCUUUACAAAAGCGACUCCUCAGCGUCGCCAAUCGAACGAGUCUGAAAUAUCUUUCAACAUGGAUAUGCUCAACCGAGUGGAUGGCUAUGUGGAAGAUUAUAUUAACGGCUCCAGUAAAGAUCGGAUUCUACGCAUAAUGGCUCUUGAAUUUAAAAAGGCUCAUAUAAUGUCCGAAGAAGGAUUGCUGCCCAUUCACGAUGAAAUACUGCACGGUGAUGUUCACGGGGUGAAGCGUCAGAUGUUUGUGUGCAGUCACGCCAACAUGGACAUCAAUGAGCUACUAACCUCCGAUGGCGAGGAUUGCCUGCAACUUGCCUUGGAGAACGACACGGGUUCGGAGAUUAUGUCGAUGAUUUUAAGGGCUGGUUGCCUGACCGAUCAGCUCUAUGAGAACUCAAACACAGUUCUCCACCUAGCGGUUAUAAACAAUAUAAAUAUUGAGUCCUUUAGGCUACUGAUGCGUCGCAUCGACUUGAAUCUUCUACUGCUGACCAACGAUGAUGGUUACACGGUUUUGCACCUGGCAGUGCGUAACAAUCAGUUUCUGGUUGCAGAAGCAAUUAUGGAUAUUAUAGACGAGCGGGAUUUGGGAGAUGCAGUGUACAGAAGGACCAUGGAGGCUCCAAAUGCGAACGAAAGGGACGAGAAGGCAUUCGGAAAGUACUAUGAUCGUGCCUGCGAAAGACUGGAGCUAAGUAAACCGAAGUUGAAGAACCGCCGACAUAAACUAGAUGUGAUCAACGCCUCCGACGUUAAGGGCGGCAAUCCGCCCCUUUUUUAUGCCGUCGAAGGAGAGCAAGAACACCUUUGCUAUUUCCUGCUAGCACAUCUUGCCGAUCCCGAUGAGGAGAACUUAAGCAGGCAUUCCCCGAAAUCGUUUCAUUACGAAUACGCUCGCACAUUACGAAUUAACCUGAAAGUGGCCCGAGUUAUGGAAAAGAUUUUUUCGCAGUGAAUGGCAAAGUCGCUGACAGCCGGCGAACAAAGUAAAACUUUUUAAGCGGAAUUUGGAAA
Molecule: messenger RNA, 1824 nt
Organism: Drosophila rhopaloa
Lineage: Eukaryota; Metazoa; Arthropoda; Insecta; Diptera; Drosophilidae
Gene: Charon
Exons: 5
Coding region: 170-1765 (531 amino acids)
Molecular function (GO): protein binding
Source: RefSeq, a predicted model, not a curated record